AUGAACUGGACAGGAGGCAAGCUGUUUCGUCAUUCCUUCAAGGACAAGACCACCCUCAAGGCUCGCGAGAAGCUACAUUUCGCCAAGGCAAAGAGGCGAGCCCACACGAGCCGAAGAGAACCGCUAUCCCCUAUCCGAGUACCGCGGUCGGCAGUGGAUGUUGCUGGGCCAAACCCGCCGUCUUCUAUAAGGACUGACCAGCGGGUAUGCAACCAGGGGUCGUUUAGCGGCGGAUGGAAAAGCACAGAGAACAACCGGCGACACAGAGUCAAGGAUACUAGAAACGCCCCCCUUUCUAUUUAUACGGGAGAUCAACUACCACCGCCAAAUGUGGAGCCCGAUGCCGGCACCUUGGAGGAUUUCAGACGCAGGCUCCUCAAAAAACAUGACUGGGCAGACCUCUCUAUUUCGCGUCCGGUUAACAUGCGCUUUACUAGCGAAGCGGAACGGUAUAAUUAUGGUCGAAGGCGGCCGUUGACUCAAGCAGAUCGACAAAGACUGGCCGUUGGAGAACGAAGAACAAAUUCAAGGCCACCAUCCUACCGGGCCUUGAGGGGGGUGCAUAGGCAAAGAAAAGGAGAAUAUACACCGACAGUGCUGAAUCCCGAUGAUAUUAGUAUCCGUAUUCAUAAAGAGCCAAUAGUCUAUCUGGAUUCCCAGCCUCGGAGCGUGUCAAAAGCGAUGAGCAUGAUGUCAUCCGAGUCGAUGCUUCUUGAUCAGGAGGAAAACCACACAAAUGACAUUUUAGGGCUACCUUCGACACUCGCACAACACGAGAGUAGUGAAGAGCUAGGCUCCUUCGGAAAUCAAAAGGGAACCUCGGUAAAUAAUCCUGCGCGAGGGGAAAUAUGGAGGUAUCCUGUAUCAAGUCCUGUGCUUCCCGACAACUGUGGCCUCCCGGUGCUGAGUAGACACGGCACUUUUGCCGCUUAUGGGCCUAAGACAUGGUAUAUUGCGCCCGACGUGGAGGAGGCAGAAUGCCCAUAUACCAGGGAAAAUGAACAUCAAGAAGCAGACACCGAUCCAUCAAUGAUGUUAGGGCCACAGAACGAAGUAUGUCAAGAGAAGGAUCAGUCAUCCAAAUUAUGGAGAGGCAUACCAGACAAUAUAGAAAAGAAAACAAAUGAAGAGCAGUCACGAGUUCAAGUUUUUUUUGGCCAAAAAGUAAACGAAUGUGCGAAAGACUGCCCAGACCCAGAUGAGAUCUGGAAAAGACUAGUAUUUAAGCCACAAGAAACUAGGAAUGGAGGAGAUCUCAUAAGGAAAACGAUCAGAAAUGAUGUUGAGGACAUGAGUAGCAUCCACGAAACCGAUGGCUUGAUUGAUAACGACUUCAAUUCAACAAUCGGUGGCGAGGCGGUCCAGACCGUCUUCAAUACAUCUUUAAACUGCGUGGAUUCCAUCAUUGACAACGCGCCCUCAGAGACAGACUUCCUGUCUCAGUUCAGUCCAAUGGGAGGGUAUAUCGACGAGUUUCUAAGUGAGAUAUCGAUGCAUAAUAAUGCGAGAGGAUCAAUCUUGUCAGCCCAGCCAACGUCAUUGGUAGACAAUGAUCGUGGAGGACAGGAUUGCCAGAGUAUAGGGUAUGUGCCAUUCCCUCCCGACGGUAGUUUAACAUAUGGAGGGCAGUCUUGGGAUAGCUUUGCUUCAACAAGUCCGUCUUCAUAUGGCAGAAAAGCGCCGUGGCAUACAUAA
Ophidiomyces ophidiicola is the source of this 1695-nucleotide messenger RNA. RefSeq lists its product as uncharacterized. The transcript has a single exon. NCBI's taxonomy places the organism in Eukaryota, Fungi, Ascomycota, Eurotiomycetes, Onygenales, Onygenaceae. Bases 1 to 1695 code for a protein of 564 amino acids. The record is from RefSeq and is a predicted model, not a curated record.